AUGAACCGAAUCCGGAUCCACGUUUUGCCCUCCAGCCGGGGCCGCCUCACGCCCGUCCCGCGGCCGCAGGAGCUUCUCUCCUGUGCCUUCACCCAGCGGCAGUGCUCCCAGCCCCGCCUGGAGGGGCAGGAAUUCUGCAUCAAGCACAUCCUGGAGGACAGGAGUGCCCCUUUCAAGCAGUGCAGUUAUGUCUCCACCAAGAAUGGGAGGAGAUGUCCCAGUGCUGCACCCAAACCGGAGAGGAAGGAUGGCACCUCGUUCUGUGCAGAGCAUGCCUGGAGGAACACCCUGGCACUCCAGGCCCAGAUGAAGAAGUCUCAUCCUGGCCCCAUGAGCGAGGCUCUGCUCUGCCAGCUCAGCUCCUAUGCCAGAGGGGAGCUGGGGGCCCAGGCUGCUGACAGCAGCCGCAGCGAAGCCAGCAAGAUCCUGGAUGAGGACAGCUGGAGUGAUGGUGAGCAGGACCCUAUCACCGUGGAGCAGACAUGGAGAGGAGACCCAGACAGUGAGGCUGACAGCAUUGACAGUGACCAGGAGGAUCCCUUGAAGCAUGCUGGGGUGUACACAGCAGAGGAGGUGGCUCUGAUCAUGAGGGAGAAGCUGAUCCGCCUGCAGUCGCUCUACAUCGAUCAGUUCAAGAGGCUUCAGCACCUUCUGAAGGAGAAGAAGAGAAGGUUCCUGCACAGCCACAGGGCAGAGCACGAGGCCAUGGGCAACAGCCUCCUGACUGGCCCAGAGGGGCUGCUGGCCAAGGAACGUGAGAACCUGAGGCGGCUGAAGUGCCUCCGGCGCUACCGGCAGCGCUAUGGAGUGGAAGCUCUGCUGCACCGGCAGCUGCGGGAGCGCAGGGUGCUGGCGAGCGAUGGCACUGCCCAGCAGGCACACACCACCCGCUCCAGCCAGAGGUGUUUGGCCUUUGUGGAUGAUGUGAGGUGCUCCAACCCCUCCCUGCCGCUGAGCAGGCACUGCCUGCUGCACAUAUGCCAGGACACCAACCAGACCCUCUUUAAACCCUGCCAAGGCUCUGAGGAGGUUCCCUGCAACAAACCAGUUCCUGUCAGCCUCUCAGAUGAGCCCUGCUGCCCUCUGCACCUCCGUUUGCCUCCUCAGAUGUAUGUCCCUGAGCAGGGCCUGGCUGUGCCCCAGGAGCUGGAAGCUGCCCCCAGUGACCUUUACUUAAGUGCUGCUGAGCUGCAGCCCACAGAGAGCUUACCCCUGGAAUUCAGUGAUGACCUGGACGUGGUGGGUGAUGGUCUGCAGUGCCCUCCCUCCCCUCUGCUCUUUGACCCUUCUGUGGCCCUCGACCAGUCCCUCAGGGAGGUGGCUGAAGCCCCCAUAGACAUUCUGGCCCUGGAGGAGCCUCCCCACCCUGGCCUUCCUCCCCAGGCAGCACCAGUGGACAGAGGAACCUCCUCUGCCCACAUCUUCUCCCUGGGCACCGAGGCUCCAGCUGAGCUGCCAGUGCAGAGUCGCCAGCAGCUGGUACCGGGGCCCCGGGAGGAGGCCUCGGCCCAGCCCCGGGGAGCAGCUGCCAACGGGAGCCUGGAGCCAGCAUCUCCUCGGGGUCUGCUCCUCGGCCACCGACACCUGUCCUUGGCACAGGACGCUGGAGCUCUGCGGCUGCAAUGGAGGGGGAUGGAACGGGCGGCAGCGGGGCUCCGGUACUCGGUGCCGUAUCCCUCACGGGCAGCUCCGGGGAUCACGGGGCGGGGAGGCGCGGGGAUGCGGCGGCAGCACCGGGACACCCCCACCAACGCCCCGGGAACCCCCCUUCCCCACGGCCCCUAG
Molecule: messenger RNA, 1785 nt
Organism: Indicator indicator
Lineage: Eukaryota; Metazoa; Chordata; Aves; Piciformes; Indicatoridae
Gene: KANSL2
Product: KAT8 regulatory NSL complex subunit 2
Exons: 10
Coding region: 1-1785 (594 amino acids)
Cellular component (GO): NSL complex
Source: RefSeq, a predicted model, not a curated record